This is a messenger RNA of Camellia sinensis, 929 nucleotides long. NCBI's taxonomy places the organism in Eukaryota, Viridiplantae, Streptophyta, Magnoliopsida, Ericales, Theaceae. The record is from RefSeq and is a predicted model, not a curated record.
UUUCAGGGAUUCCAAAGUGAUCGGCUAUGCAAUGGGAGUAGUCCUGCCCCUACUCAUAACCCCCAACUUGGGGUGAAAACAGGAUCCAAUUCGUACCACUUUACCAGUUAAGGAUUGCAUGAUUAUAUUGAGCAGAAUAGCAGGAAAGCAUUCUACAAUCUCUAAUUGAUACCAGUCUUCAAUGGCACAUCCAUUGAGUUUAACUUCUACAGGCCUCCUCAAAUAUGGCUUAAUUCCUGGAACCACGAUUUCACACAAAAAAGUUGGGACAUAUGCUUUAAGAUCAUCAGGGUUAUUAUUUAGCAUCCGAGCUGUGCAAGACAAUGACAGGCCUCGACGACUGGUUGAUUUCAUUCGUCUUGUGCCAGAGAAAUCAAGGAAUUACUUUACAAGUCCUUCAAGGAGAGCACUUUUUGGGGGAAUCGCAUUAUUGGGUGGUUUUUAUGUGGCACAGACAAUCUCUCUGUCGUUUGGAGCGUUGGGAGUCAAUGAUGUGAUUGCUGCGAUUGUGUGUGUUCUCCUUACGGAGUAUGUAACUAAGUUCUAUUAUAGCCGGCCAAAGGUGACUUUCCCCAUUGCUCUUCUAAACAAUUUCAAGAUGGGUUUCACUUAUGGUCUCUUCAUUGAUGCUUUUAAACUUGCCAGUUGAAUUAAAACCAUCCAAUCGGUUUGUUGUUCUAGGUCAACAUGCUAUCUGUCGGAUCUUUGAUCUGCCAUGGUGUCUUUUGUUAAGAUUUGAUUUUGUCCGCAUUUUUUGCACAUGUCUAUAUUGUAGAUCCUGCCUCUCUUUCCCUUUCAGCUAUAUGCUUGUGGCAUUGUAUGGGCUGGCAUUACUAUUAUCUGAACAGUGUACUGUUGCAAUGGAAACAGAAAUCUUGUUCACAUAAAUCUUUCAUAUUUAUAUUUUUAUAUAGUUACAUACAUACAUA